This is a messenger RNA of Oldenlandia corymbosa var. corymbosa, 3703 nucleotides long. The record is from the annotation of a GenBank genome assembly. Lineage: Eukaryota; Viridiplantae; Streptophyta; Magnoliopsida; Gentianales; Rubiaceae.
CCAAUCAACAUCGAGCUCCACUUCCAAUCACUUCCUUCCACAUCAGCUAAACCUGCCCACGAACAACGACAUCUCGCCACGUGGAAAAUCGCCCACAGCGGCGAUGAACUCUAAAAUAAUAAUGGCGGAAACAGCGAAACCUUUUAAAGUCUAAAGACGGAGUUCUCAAAGCCAAAUUGAGAAAAUUACAUCCCACAGCCAGACAUUCACAAACCGUAUAUUCCAAUCCCUCUAUCCGCCGUUGGAUUAGAAUCCAACGGCUGAAUUCACUCCUUGAAGUUUACGCCAUUUUCCCCCAUUUUUUCCCAGUUUAUGCCAUUUUCUCCGUUCAUCAGUCAUCAGAUCUCCGCCACAGAAAGCCAGCCAUGGCUUCUCUAGCCCUCACCUCCUCCUUAAACCUACGUCUCCGCCACACUCCGCCGCUAAAAGCCCGUCACUCACAAUCCCCUCCCUCCGCCGUCUCCCUAAAAUCCCGAUCCCUCCAUGCUUUCCACCAUUUGAGUGCUCCGAAGCUCAAUGUUACGAGAGUUUCCCGAGCUGAUAUCGGCCGGUGCCUUACAGUUAAGGCUGCUGCUUCUGGAGCUGCCUCGUCAUCUCCGUCACCUGCUCCGGUGGAAGUUAAGCAGGCUCCAGCAUGGCAGGGUGCGUCGAUGAAGCCAUUGAUUGCUUCAAUUGCGACCGGAGUUUUGCUUUGGUUGGUUCCGGCGCCUGCUGGUGUUUCCCGUAACGCUUGGCAAUUGCUGUCUAUCUUCUUAGCUACAAUUGUUGGGAUUAUUACUCAGCCUCUGCCUCUCGGUGCUGUGGCGCUCAUGGGUUUAGGUGCUUGUGUAUUGACUAAGACGCUUACAUUUGCCGGUGCGUUUUCUGCUUUCGGUGACCCGAUUCCGUGGUUGAUUGCACUUGCCUUUUUCUUUGCUAGAGGGUUUAUCAAAACUGGACUUGGGAAUAGGAUUGCGUACCAGUUUGUGAAGUUAUUUGGGAGUUCUUCAUUGGGUUUGGGUUACAGUUUGGUUUUCAGUGAAGCCCUUUUGGCACCUGCGAUCCCCUCGGUUUCGGCUCGGGCUGGAGGGAUCUUCUUGCCGUUGGUUAAGUCGCUCUGCGUUGCUUGUGGGAGCAAUGCAGGGGAUGGGACGGAAAGGAAGCUGGGAUCAUGGUUGAUGCUGACUUGUUUCCAAACUUCCGUGAUUUCCUCGUCUAUGUUCUUAACUGCUAUGGCAGCUAAUCCUUUGGCUGCCAAUUUGACGCUGUCUACUAUAAACAGACCCAUUGCUUGGAUGGAUUGGGCUAAGGCUGCCGUUGUUCCUGGCUUGGUCUCCUUGAUUGUGGUUCCGUUUCUUUUGUAUUUGAUUUAUCCUCCUCAAAUUAAGAGUAGCCCGGACGCUCCUAAGCUUGCCCAGGAACGCUUGGAGAAGAUGGGACCCAUGUCUAAGAAUGAAUGGAUCAUGGCUGCAACACUUGUUAUCACAGUGGGUCUAUGGGUUUUUGGAGGUGUACUCAAUGUGGACGCUGUAACUGCUGCUAUUCUUGGUCUGUCAGUUCUCCUUAUUACUGGUGUAGUCACAUGGAAGGAAUGCUUGGCUGAAUCAGUUGCUUGGGACACCCUGACAUGGUUUGCCGCUCUUAUUGCUAUGGCUGGAUAUCUAAAUAAAUAUGGCCUCAUCUCAUGGUUCAGCCAAACUGUUGUCAAGGUCUGCUUGUCCUUUUUCUUGCUUGUGUUUCCUAUUAGUUAUUAUAUGUAGUGCUUUUUGAAUUUGUCAAAAGUGUGAUUCCCAUUUGCAAUUUCAUUUCUUAUCAAAUUGUCCUUAAAGUUGUCUCCGUGUGACUUCAUGUUUCUUGAAACUCUGGUUCUCUACACUGUGUUUGCCAUUUUUUUUGUAAAAUUUAUGCUUCUAGAUGUAUGUUUUACACUUUGGUGCUUCCAUUCAUUUAUGGUCUUCGAUGAUUACUUCUUGGAGCCAGAUUAGAACUAUUAAGCUUCGAUUAUACAAUCAUCCAUUUCCACAACCUGUUUUUGAUACCUUCUUUCCACGUAUCUUUUGUAAUGUUGGAUCUCUGUCAGCGUUCAGGUUCAGCAACAGUAUCUAGAUAUUGAUAUGUUUGAAAUUUGAGAAAAUAAAUAGUCUUCCCGGUGGUUUGAUGUUGAGCUCUCUGCUAAUAAUUUAAUGUAUGUACUUCGUCAUAUUCAAUCUCUUCAUUUGAGUUAUUAGUGUCUUGACAUGCUUGAAAUGUGAGAAAAUAAAUUGGUUCUCCUGGAGCUUUACUAUUAUAAGCUCUCUGGUGACGCUUAAAUUUAUUGAUUUCAUCAUAUUCAUUCUUUUCUUUGAGUUGUCAUUACUCAUUUUCUUUCACCUUCCAUCAUAGGCCUGUAGAAUUUACAAUCACUGUGUAUUCUCGUGUUGCUCUCCAUUAUUUUGCUUUUUUUCUUGUCUCUUGUUUACCUAUAUUCAAAUGGUGGUGAUGGUUUCUUGCAAAAGAGAAAAAAAGAAAAUGCAAUUUUGUUUUCUCAUCCCAUGGCAGAAUGAAAUACUUCAAGGUUUUUGAGUUAUUGUCUUUGCCACUACUGUAAGAGAUGUAAUUGCUUUUAUUUAUGCUUGCACUUGUGUUGAGGAAGCACAGACUUUUUCCAUUUUUCUCUUCAUUUUCUAAGUUGUGGUUGAUGUAACCUGACUAACACAAGUUCAUGCGUUUUCUUGCAGUUUGUCGGAGGACUAGGACUGUCUUGGCAGCUAUCUUUUGGCAUUCUUGUUCUUCUCUACUUCUAUUCUCACUACUUUUUCGCUAGUGGAGCAGCUCAUAUCGGUGCAAUGUUCACUGCCUUCUUAUCUGUCGCUAGUGCUCUGGGCACUCCAUCCUACCUGGGUGCAUUGGUUUUGUCCUUCCUUUCCAACCUUAUGGGUGGGCUCACACAUUACGGAAUAGGAUCAGCCCCAGUGUUUUAUGGUGCUGGCUAUGUGCCGCUUGCACAAUGGUGGGGUUACGGAUUCAUCAUUUCGGUAGUCAAUAUUCUGAUCUGGCUUGGAGUUGGCGGCUUCUGGUGGAAGUUCAUCGGAUUGUGGUAGAGAUUUUGGUUAUAGAACUUGCUGAUACUUCUUUUGCUAUCUGUUUUAGGCCAUCGACAACAACUUGGAGGUACUCAGUUACUGUUUAGAUGGGAUGCUCAUUGUGAAACCCUUGAUUCUUUUUGCCAAAUAAGAUUUGUGUAGUAGACUUAAAGGAAGAGGAAAUUAUGAUAAGAGGGGAUACAGAUAUGGUGUGAUACUGUGAUGUGAAUUACAGCUGAGGCAUUUUGUAGUUAAAAUUUUGACGAUGCGUUGGAGCUCAAAAUUUGUAACCCUUAUGAUUGAGACUUGAGACUUAACUGUCUUUUCUCAUUCUGGAAACCACUUGAAUAUUUACAGAAUUUCUUCGAUGCUACUUCGCUGAGGUCUUGUAUUUUUCCACUCUCUGAUUAACUCCAUACAUCAGCUGCGAAUUUAUCUUCUGCCAAUUGAUCAAUGUAUAACAUUUUUCACUACUCCCUCUGUCCAAAUCCACCAUGCCAUCGCUAUUCCAUCAAUACUAUUAUUGUCGUAGUUGCAACUUCACUGGUGAUAAUGGUGGCAACGACGAGGUUUAAUUAGUCGGUGGUGUAAUGGUGGCAACAUAUUUAAUGUAUCUAAUUGAUUAAAACGUCUAGCCAGAUAAUAUUACCACAAUAUUACCA